AUGGCCGCCGCGGCCUCCUCCCCGCCCGCGCUGCGCCUCGCCGCCCUCCUCCUCCUCCUCCUCCUCUUCCUCGUGGCGCCGACGACCACCACCGCGCUCACCGACGACGUGCUCGCGCUGGUGGUCUUCAAAACCGGCGUCGCGGACCCGCAGGGCCGCCUCGCCGCGUGGACGGAGGACGACGACCGCCCCUGCUCCUGGCCGGGCGUCGGCUGCGACGCGCGCACGGGCCGCGUCACCUCGCUCUCCCUCCCGGCCGCCUCCCUCUCGGGCCGCCUCCCGCGCGCGCUGCUCCGCCUCGACGCGCUCCUCACCCUCUCUCUCCCCCGCAACAACCUCUCCGGCCCGGUGCUCCCCACGCUCCUCGGCUCCCUCCCGCGCCUCCGCGCCCUCGACCUCUCCUCCAACCGCCUCGCCGCCGCCAUCCCCGCCGACCUCUUCGCGCAAUGCCGCGACAUCCGCACCAUCUCCCUCGCCCGCAACGACCUCUCGGGCUACAUCCCGCCCGCCGUCGCCUCCUGCUCCUCGCUCCUCUCCCUCAACCUCUCCUCCAACCGCCUCGCGGGCCCCAUCCCCGACGGCCUCUGGUCGCUGCCUUCCCUCCGCUCCCUCGACCUCUCCGGCAACGCGCUCUCGGGCAGCGUCCCCGGCGGCUUCCCGCGCAGCAGCGCGCUGCGGGCGCUCGACCUCAGCCGCAACAUGUUCGCCGGCGAAAUCCCCGCCGACGUCGGCGAGGCCGCGCUGCUCAAGUCGCUGGAUCUCGGCCGCAACUUCUUCACCGGCGCCCUGCCUGACUCCCUGCGCAGACUCUCCUCCCUGCGGUUCCUCGGCGCCGCCGGCAACGCGCUCGCGGGUGAAGUCCCCGCGUGGAUCGGGGAGAUGUGGGCGCUCGAGCGCUUCGACCUCUCCGGCAACCUUCUCUCCGGCUCCCUCCCCGACGACAUCGCCAGGUGCAAAAACCUGCUCGAGGCCGACCUCAGCCGCAACGCGCUCACCGGCGAGCUCCCCUGGUGGGUCUUCGGCCUGCCGCUGCAGCGCGUCUCGGUCGCGGGCAACAGGCUGCACGGCUGGGUCAAGGUCCCUGGAGACGCCGCGCUGGCGCUGCGCGUGCUGGACCUCUCCAGCAACGGCUUCUCCGGCGGGAUCCCGCCGCAGAUCACUGCGUUCGCGGGCUUGCAGUUUCUCAACCUGUCCUCCAAUUCCAUGUCGGGCCAGCUGCCAGCUGGCAUUGGUGGGAUGAGGCUGCUGGAGGUGCUCGACGUCAGCGCUAACGCCCUUGAUGGAAGCCUGCCACCGGAGAUUGGCGGCGCUGUUGCGCUCCGGGAGCUGCGGAUGGGGAUGAAUUCAUUCACCGGCCGAAUCCCCGCACAGAUCGGCAGCUGCAGUUCCCUCGUUGCAUUGGAUUUGUCACACAACAGCAUCACGGGACCGAUUCCGAGCACCUUGGGCAACCUAACCAGUCUCCAUAUGGUUGAUCUUUCCCAGAACAAGCUGAAUGGGACCCUGCCUGUGGAACUAUCUAAUCUCCCCAGCUUGCACACCUUUGAUGUCUCCCACAACUUAUUAUCAGGAGAUCUCCCAAAUAGCCGUUUCUUCGACAACAUCCCCAGCUACUUUAUAGCUGACAAUUCUGGCCUAUGCAAUUCCCGGAAGAACAAUUCCUGUAGCAGCGCGGUCAUGCCAAAGCCGCUUGUGCUCAAUCCCAACUCCUCGUCGAACCCCUCGUCGCAAGCUGCAGAGAGUUCCCCUAGCAGCAAGCACCACAAGAAAAUCAUAUUGAGCGUCUCCACCCUCAUUGCCAUUGCUGGUGGUGCUGCCAUUGCUAUCGGAGUGAUCACUGUAACUGUGCUGAAUCGUCGUGUCCGUGCAGCCUCCUCCAGCGCAAAGCCUGCUAUCGCACUAUCUGAUGAUUACCUUAGUCAGUCCCCGGAGAAUGAUGCUAGCUCCGGGAAGCUUGUCAUGUUUGGUAAAGGAAGCCCGGAGUUCAGUGCUGGUGGGCAUGCCCUGUUGAACAAGGAUUGUGAGCUUGGGCGAGGAGGCUUUGGUGCAGUCUACAAGACGGUGCUCAGAGACGGCCAGCCAGUGGCCAUCAAGAAGCUCACCGUCUCCAGCUUGGUGAAGUCUAGGGAUGACUUUGAGCGACAAGUGAAGCUGCUCAGCAAGGUGCGGCACCACAAUAUUGUCACACUGAGAGGCUUUUACUGGACUUCAUCACUGCAGCUCCUUAUCUACGAUUAUCUGCCUGGAGGAAAUCUGCACAAGCACCUGCACGAGUGCACGGAGGAGAACUCGCUUUCCUGGAUGGAGAGGUUCGACAUCAUCAUCGGCGUUGCCAGGGGACUGAUGCACCUCCACCAGCGUGGGGUCGUCCAUUACAAUCUCAAGUCAAGCAAUGUGCUGCUGGACAGCAACGGUGAACCCAGAGUGGGUGACUAUGGUCUUGCAAGCCUACUCCCAAUGCUAGACCGGUAUGUGCUGAGCAGCAAGAUCCAGAGUGCACUUGGGUACAUGGCGCCAGAGUUCGCUUGCAACACGGUGAAGAUCACAGAGAAGUGCGACGUCUACGGCUUUGGGGUGCUCGUGCUGGAGAUCUUGACUGGCAGGAGGCCCGUUGAGUACUUGGAAGACGAUGUUGUCGUGCUGUGCGAUCUGGUGAGAAGCGCGCUGGAGGAAGGCAGGCUCGAGGACUGCAUGGAUCCACGGCUGUGCGGUGAGUUUCCGAUGGAGGAGGCCAUGCCGAUCAUCAAGCUGGGCCUUGUUUGCACCUCGCAGGUGCCGUCGAAGCGACCGGACAUGGGUGAGGUGGUAAGUAUACUUGAGGUGGUGAGGAGUCCUCAAGAUAGUGCUGGGGAUGAGCUGGUCUAG
This is a messenger RNA of Lolium rigidum, 2865 nucleotides long. Its product is annotated as probable LRR receptor-like serine/threonine-protein kinase IRK. NCBI's taxonomy places the organism in Eukaryota, Viridiplantae, Streptophyta, Magnoliopsida, Poales, Poaceae. The transcript is spliced from 2 exons. Gene Ontology annotation, molecular function: ATP binding; protein binding; protein kinase activity. Gene Ontology annotation, biological process: protein phosphorylation. The record is from RefSeq and is a predicted model, not a curated record. The coding region runs from base 1 to 2865 and encodes 954 amino acids.